GGGAAAAAAAAUAGAUGACAUUCAUUUUGUAUGUAUAUGUAUAGAUAGAUAUAUGAUAUUUGAUAAGCCCUCCUAUUUCUUAAAUGAUAAUGUAUCCUGCAAGGCGCGCAAAAUUACAAGAGACGUCUGCGAUCAUGCAGACAGGAUUUCAAUUUUCAUGGAGCUGCCACGAGUCAUUGUUGAUGCAUGGAGAUACCAGGUGUCACAACCACCUGCAACCGCUCGAGCUUUGCCAGUUUUCCCGGUCAGUCUAAUCCCUCUCUUGGCUCUUCCUUUUCUAUCUGCAUUUUGUUUGUCUAGACGAGAACUUGCUGAAAUUAGGAAAAAAACUAUUCGUCUUCAACGUUUGGAUUGAAGACCUGAAAGUCAAAAAGAUAACAAAAAGGAAGGAGAAGAAGAAGAAAAAGUGUUGGGAAAAUGGAUGUGCUGAUUGACAUGAUAGCGAAUGAGCACAAACAGGUUGUGCCCAUAACAGUUUUUGUGGCUGUUCUCACCUUUUGCUUGCUUAUUGGUCAUUUGCUUGAGGAAAAUAGAUGGGUCAAUGAAUCUAUCACCGCUAUUCUCAUUGGAUGUAUAUCUGGAGCGGUUAUCUUGUUGAUAAGCAAAGGGAAAAGUUCUCACAUCUUAACCUUCAAUGAAGAACUGUUCUUCAUAUACCUCCUUCCACCAAUAAUAUUCAAUGCCGGGUUUCAGGUCAAGAAGAAGCAGUUCUUUCACAACUGUUUAACCAUUAUGUUAUUCGGAGUAAUCGGUGUUUUCAUUUCAACUUUCCUAAUUACAGCUGGCAGUUGGUGGCUGUUUCCUAAAAUAGGCUUCUUCGGUCUGACUGCAAAAGACUAUCUGGCUAUAGGAACAAUUUUUUCAUCAACUGAUACAGUGUGUACAUUACAGGUCCUCCAUCAAGAUGAAACUCCUUUAUUAUACAGCUUAGUCUUUGGUGAAGGAGUCGUUAAUGAUGCAACCUCAGUUGUUCUUUUCAACGCUGUUCAAAAGAUUGAUAUGGGACAGUUAAAUGGCCAGAGGUCUCUUCAUGUUGUUGGAGAUUUUCUCUACCUUUUCUCCACAAGCACGGCUCUUGGGUUCUUCUUUGGACUAUUGACAGCAAUCAUCCUGAAAACCCUUGUAUUUUGGAAAGGUAAAGCUCUUUAUAUUUGGUGGGCAGGGCUUAUGAGAGGGGCCGUCUCUAUUGCUUUGGCUUUUAAACAGUUCACACAUUCUGGUGUCACAUGGAGUUCAACAAAUGCUGCGGUUCUCACGAACACCAUAAUUGUUGUCCUAUUCACUACACUGGUAUUUGGUUUUCUAACGAAGCCUCUUAUAAGUUGUUUGGUUCCUCUCCAUGGAACAAGUGGCAACGCUCACCAGGAGCCAAAAUCUCCCAAGUUGGACAUCAUUUUUCCUCUUCUCUCCGGAGAGGGACAAUCGGACGCUGAUGUUCUUACUGCAAAGAAUAGCUUGACUAUGCUAAUGGAAAGACCGGUAUACACCAUACAUUUCUACUGGAGGAAGUUUGAUGAUACAUAUAUGAGGCCUAUAUUUGGUGGUCCGCACACCAACAGCUUGGAAUGUUAGAUGGAAGAGUGAGGGAGGAGGACAAGGAGGAUCGAUGGCGUUGAAAGAAAUCUCGUAAUGGUUGUAGCGUUCUCCGUUGAAGCUGGUGGCAACAUAAUGAAAUGCUUAGGCACUUCAAAUGUUUAUGAUGCUCGAGUUUUUCUGAAACUGAGGGAAGGUAGAAUUACAAUGUUAAUGGUUUCUGGGAUUUUAUCCAGUUCUGAAGAUAUUCGUGUUGUGGGAUGAGAAGGAACUUGUCUGUCUGUGCAAUGGAAACUAUUGAGUGAAGAAAAUUAUGUAUGUAUAGAUUCAGUUGAUACAGGGUAGAAUAUAAUUAGUAGAUAGAAGUGCCGAUUGCUUUGUGCACCAAAUUAAAUAGUUAAAAAAAUAAUGUUGUGAAGACACUGCUUCUAUCCUCAUUGUUAUUUGUAAGGAAAUAAUUUUAGUCUUUAGCUUAAA
This is a messenger RNA of Carica papaya (papaya), 2010 nucleotides long. NCBI's taxonomy places the organism in Eukaryota, Viridiplantae, Streptophyta, Magnoliopsida, Brassicales, Caricaceae. The record is from RefSeq and is a predicted model, not a curated record.